Molecule: messenger RNA, 1667 nt
Organism: Varanus komodoensis (Komodo dragon)
Lineage: Eukaryota; Metazoa; Chordata; Lepidosauria; Squamata; Varanidae
Gene: NEU4
Product: neuraminidase 4
Exons: 3
Coding region: 1-1536 (511 amino acids)
Biological process (GO): oligosaccharide catabolic process; ganglioside catabolic process
Cellular component (GO): cytoplasm; lysosome; membrane
Molecular function (GO): exo-alpha-sialidase activity
Source: RefSeq, a predicted model, not a curated record
AUGGGUUCUCGCCAUUUCCCAGCCCGGACUGUUCUGUUUGAAAGAGAAACAAGUGGAGUGACAUACCGGGUGCCAGCUCUCCUCCACAUCCCCUGUGUUGCCAAGCUGUUGGCUUUUGCGGAAGAGCGACUGAGUGUUGAUGAUGCUCAUGCCAACCUCCUGGUGCUGAGAAGGGGCACCUUCUACAAGAAUUUUGUGGAGUGGGAAGAUAUGCGGGCCCUUGAGACUGCCACUCUGGCACACCAUCGAUCCAUGAACCCUUGCCCCAUCUACGAUGAGCUUACUGGCAUGGUUUUCCUAUUUUUCAUUGCUGUGCUGGGCAGGACCCCUGAAACUUUUCAGAUCAUUACGGGCCAAAAUGCUGCCCGCCUCUGCUACGUUUCUAGUUCUGACCAGGGCCUCAGCUGGAGCCAUGUGACUGACCUCACCCAGCAAGUUAUUGGCAUGUCCAUCAAAGAUUGGGCUACUUUUGCACUUGGGCCUGGCCAUGGCAUUCAGCUCAAGUCAGGCCGUUUGCUCUUGCCAGCCUAUGCAUACUACAUUGACUGCAAAGAGUGCUUUGGGAAACUCUGCAAAACCACUCCACACGCAUUUACCUUCUUCAGUGAUGAUCAUGGACAAAGCUGGCACUUUGGUGAAUCCAUUCCAAACCUGCAAACAGUUGAGUGCCAGAUGGUAUCUGUGGAUGAGGAGGAUGGCAGCAAUGUGCUCUACUGUAAUGCCAGGAGCCCCCUGGGCUUCCGGGUGCAGGCACUGAGCACAGAUGAUGGAGCAGUAUUUCAUGCAGGACAGCUGGUGCAGCGGCUGGUGGAACCCCCUCAUGGUUGCCAUGGCAGCAUCAUUGGAUUCCCAGCUCCACUUUACUAUCUGCAUCACAACUUUCACAGCAGCUUCCAAUGGGAAACAUGGUCCGUCAAAGGGCUGGGCUUUCUAUCACAGCCUGGAACAGAGGUGAGACACCAGAUAUAUCCUGCUCCAUCUACCAUGGCUCUCUACAACCAAUCCCUUUGCCAUCAACAGCUGCAGGAAAGGUCUGCAUCAUCUGGAACUACUAAUGCCUGCUGUGUGAACAUUCUUGGUCACACUUCCUCAGUUCCAUCAGGAACUGAUCAAGAAUGGCAUAAAACCAGAAUAACAUCCAAGUCAGACAUUUAUUUCCAAAUCCCAACAUGGGUGUUGUAUUCCCAUCCAACAAGUUCCCAAUCCCGAAUCAACCUAGGGGUUUACCUGAGCACAUUUCCCAGGGAUGCAGACAGCUGGACUGAGCCCUGGGUUAUUUAUGAAGGCCCUAGUGCCUACUCUGACCUGGCUUACAUUGAGCUGCCUUACUCCGAGUUCUCAAUCACUGGGAUCCCAGCCAUUGCCUUUGCCUGCCUCUAUGAGAAUGGGGUGAGGUCUCCCUAUGAGCAAAUCUCCUUCAGCAUGUUCACCUUGCAUGAAGUUCUUCAGAACAUUCCUCUGGCACCUUCUUCCCAGGGCAUGAAGCAAACAUCAUAUGAUAAAAAGAAAAGGGGAAAGAGCUGUAUUAUCACAUAAAGUUCACAAUGGAGGGCCUAACUAGAGAUGACACUAAACAAGAUGAUUAGAACCAUGACAUGGCCUUUCUUUCUUUCUUUCUUUCUUUCUUUCUUUCUUUCUUUCUUGCCUUUUUAGUCAUGGCCCUUCUU